AUGCCAGGUCGACUCCAAGACCGCAUCGCUCUCAUCACAGGCGCUUCAAGCGGAAUCGGCAGAGCAACAGCUUUCGCCUACGCAGCAGAAGGAGCCAAACUCGUCUGCGCGGACCUCAACGAAGGCACAUGGCGAGAAACCGCACCAAACGAUGAAAGCAAUGGCCCAACUCACCAACGCAUCAAAGACUCCGGCGGUUCAGCAAUCUAUGUCCACUGCGACGUCACGGAUCCAUCUUCCGUUGAAGCAGCCGUAGCGGCAGCCGUGAAAGAAUAUGGCCGACUAGAUGUAAUGAUCAACAACGCAGGUUUCGCUCUGGAAGCUCGCGCGCCGGCGCCAGUCUGGGAGACAGAUAUCGAUAUUUUCAAGAAGACCCAGUCGGUAAAUGUCAAUGGCGUCUUCUAUGGAAUCAAAUAUGCGAGCGCACAGAUGAUCAAGCAGGAUCCUUUACCGAAUGGCGAUCGAGGUUGGAUCCUCAAUGCCGCUUCCAUCUUUGGACUCGUUGGCGUGGAGACUUCAUCGGCGUAUUGCACUUCCAAAGGCGCCGUAGCGAAUUUGACGAGAGCUGCUGCGAUAGAUUGUGCGCCGCAUAGAAUCCAUGUCAAUGCUGUCAAUCCUGGCUACGUAGCAACGCAUAUGACGGACGGCAUCUUUGCGGAAGCCGCAGUAAAGGAGGGCGUCGCUGCCAUGCAUCCAUUCAGAGGCAUUGGACGGCCAGAAGAUAUUGCAAAAGUCUAUGUUUUCUUAGCCUCCGACGAUGCGUCUUGGAUCUCAGGUGUAAACCUCCCUGUUGAUGGAGGCUAUACGGCAAGAUAG
Messenger RNA from Ramularia collo-cygni, 816 nucleotides. RefSeq names its product related to dehydrogenases with different specificities (related to short-chain alcohol dehydrogenases). Gene Ontology annotation, molecular function: oxidoreductase activity. NCBI's taxonomy places the organism in Eukaryota, Fungi, Ascomycota, Dothideomycetes, Mycosphaerellales, Mycosphaerellaceae. The coding region runs from base 1 to 816 and encodes 271 amino acids. The transcript is spliced from 3 exons. The record is from RefSeq and is a predicted model, not a curated record.